Solenopsis invicta (red fire ant) is the source of this 2316-nucleotide messenger RNA. RefSeq lists its product as uncharacterized. NCBI's taxonomy places the organism in Eukaryota, Metazoa, Arthropoda, Insecta, Hymenoptera, Formicidae. The transcript is spliced from 2 exons. The coding region runs from base 1 to 2316 and encodes 771 amino acids. The record is from RefSeq and is a predicted model, not a curated record.
AUGGCAGUCUUCACUACCGGGCACGGACUUCCGACUCUAAAGCAAUUCACAGAGUUUAUAAAUCACAGAUGUCAGGUUUUAGAAGCAACGGGCAAGUCCAGCAUUAUUUCUACCAAAAAUAUUAACACACGUUCUCAGUCAAAUACGAAACGUCAAGCAGCUUGCGCCGCGACAAUCAGUUUUAAAUGUAAUUAUUGUCAAGGCGAUCAUUCAAUUUAUAGUUGCCAAGAUUUCUUGGCUCUUCCAGUUUCCCGCAGGAAUUCAGAAAUUCGCAGUCGCAAAUUAUGCACUAAUUGCUUACGCUCUACAACGCAUAAUGCCAACAAAUGCCCAUCAGGCAGCUGUAGAACCUGCAAGGCAAAGCAUAACACACUGCUUCACAUUGCAAACCUCUCAAACUCACAAAACGACAAGGAGAAUCGCGAGAAUUCAUCUCCUGCAGACCCUACAAAGGCAUUAGUUACACAUACAGCUAGUCUCUCAGACAGAAGGUAUGCCAUGCUAUCUACUGCCAUCGUAUACGUUUAUGAUAGUCAAGGGUCACGUACAACGUGUCGUGCGUUGUUAGAUUGCGGUUCUCAGGCAAAUUUCAUCUUAAGAAAAUUAUUAGAUAAGCUAAAUUUGAGACCAAAAUCUCUAAAUCUAUCCAUUUCAGGUAUUAAGGGCUCUACUACUAGAUCCACUCAGAUUGUUCGUCUGAAGUUACAGUCUCGUCUAAAUUCAUACUCAGUCAACAUCGAAUGCAUCGUUAGUGAACAAGUAACAGACAAUUUUCCUGCAUUCACAAUCAACCGAAGCUUCUUCGACAUCCCCCGCAAUCUACGCUUAGCAGAUCCUCGCUUCUACGAGUCUUCGGAAGUCGACCUGUUAAUUGGCGUUGAUUUGUUCUGGGAGUUGUUAUACGUGGGACAGGUGCAAUCUUCGCCGAGGCACCCAACGUUGCAGAAGACUCUUUUAGGGUGCAUUGUGGCUGGUAGAACUAACAGCACCUCCAACGCCCCGCGGAGGGUACGAUCAUUCCACGCGGCUAUAACUAAUUCGCAGUUGCAUGAUCAAUUGGCCCAGUUCUGGCAACAGGAAGGCAACAACAGUAGUUCUACUCACACUCUUGUGGAAGCACAGUGCGAACAGCACUUCAUAAACAAUGUGACGCGGGAUCAAAACGGUAAAUUUGUUGUAAAGCUUCCGGUUAGGGAGCAAGUCAUUAGCAGAAUCGGAAAUUCGAAAGAAAUCGCGUUAAAACGUCUACUAAACCUUGAAAAACGAUUCGAGCGCGACACUAGUUUAAGAGAGCAAUACGUAGAAUUCAUGAACCAAUAUCGGUCCUUAGGUCACAUGAAGGUAGUAAACGCGCAGCCUAAUGAAGAUUCAAUAUCGUACUAUCUACCGCAUCACUGUGUCUUUAAAAUGUCCGAUCAAUCCCCAAAGAUUUGCGUAGUCUUCGAUGCAUCGUGCAAGAGCAGCACGGGCAUCUCACUCAACGACGCCCUCAUCACAGGGCCAGUCGAGCAAACUCGAUUGCUGAAGCAAAAACUAAAUGAGACGGUACAACUGCUACACCUAGGUUCUUUCGUACUCAGUAAAUGGGCAUCAAAUUAUCCGCAAAUUUUAGAAAAUGUGAACAAUCAACGAAGCAACUCAGUCACCAUUAGCGACGGUUCAAGCCCGCGUAUUUUAAGAAUUCUGUGGAAUCAGGCAGGAGAUACAUUGCGUUUUUCUUACAAGGCCGAAGCAAACUCUCACACUGUAUCCAAGCGCACGAUACUCUCCGAGGUUGCUAGAUUAUUUAAUCCGUUAGAUCUUCUCGGACCCGUGGUAGUUAUCGCAAAAAUAAUUCUUCAGGAAUUAUGGCAAGCAGGUUGUCAAUGGGACGAGUCCGUCCCUCAAACUAUACAAUCGCGUUGGUCAAAAUUUAAACUACAAUUGCCAGAAUUAAACAAUUUACAGAUUUCACGGUGUAUAAAAUUUGCCGCAGAGCCACAUCUCGUGCAGAUACAUGGAUUCUGCGAUGCCAGUGAACGUGCUUACGGCACGUGCAUCUACGUCCGAACGGAGGACGGCGGUAAAUAUCGCAUUGAGCUCCUGUGCUCGAAAUCUCGCAUUGCACCUCUCAAGGCUAUCUUGUUACCAAGGCCAGAAUUAUCCGCUGCGCUGCUUUUAGCACAGUUAUUAGAAAAGGUUCGGGAAUCAAUCGACCUGUCGUACAUGAACAUCUUACUCUGGUCAGAUUCCACAAUUGCUUUAAACUGGUUGACAUCACCUUCUCGAAAUGGUCGGCCUUCGUUGCCAACCGAGUCGGCGAGAUUCAACGUCUAA